AUGGACUACUUCACUAAAUGGCCGGAAGCGUAUCCGCUGCCUAACCAUGAGGCUGCCACCGUGGCAGGUGUGUUAGUGGACGAGUUCUUCGCCCGGUUUGGCGUGCCGCACGAGCUGCACUCUGACCAGGGCAGGGAGUUUGAGUCGGCAGUAUUCCGGGAGUGCUGCCAGUUGCUGGGCGUCAAGAAAACUCGUACUACACCCCUGCGGCCGCAGUCGGAUGGCAUGGUGGAACGCUACAACCGCACGCUGGGGCAGGAGUUGGCCAAAUACUGCCAGGAAGGGCAGGAGGACUGGGACUUAAAAAUUCCCCUGCUUCUCUUGGCCUACCGGUCAGCCGAGCAUGAGGUGACCGGUUACACGCCAGCCCGGCUGAUGUGUGGGCGGGAGCUCCGGCUACCAGUGGACCUCGUGACUGGCAGGCCGCCGGACGAAGACCUGCCCACUACCGUCACCCAGUACGCUACAGCCCUACAGGACCGUCUCCGGGAGGUGCACCAUCAGGUGAGGGGUAACCUGAAGGUGUCCGGUGAGGCGAUGAAGGACCGGUACGACCGCCGGGCAACGGCACCACCCUUUAGCGAGGGAGACCAGGUCAUCUCGGACGUCACCUUCAGGAUACGCCAAGGGCCAAGGAAGCGGGCGCUGGUGGUGCACGCUGACAGGCUCUGGGGUUACCAUGGCCCUGGAAACUUCUCCUGGGGAGAGCGAGCUGCUCUCCUGACCAGUGACGAAGAGGAGGACGAGGACGGGGGCCUUGGGGACGAGGAGCCCCUGGUGAUGGAGGAUGACGGAGACCUGGACCUGAGAGAGCCUGAGCCGCUGGUGAUGGAGGAAGGUGGAGCGGAUGAGUUGUGUCCCUUGGAGGAGCACUGGCGGAUGUUGACGCUGGACCUGUAG
Messenger RNA from Portunus trituberculatus (swimming crab), 900 nucleotides. RefSeq names its product protein NYNRIN-like. The record is from RefSeq and is a predicted model, not a curated record. Gene Ontology annotation, molecular function: nucleic acid binding. NCBI's taxonomy places the organism in Eukaryota, Metazoa, Arthropoda, Malacostraca, Decapoda, Portunidae. The coding region runs from base 1 to 900 and encodes 299 amino acids. The transcript has 2 exons. Gene Ontology annotation, biological process: DNA integration.